GAGUAUUAAUUGCUGACAUAUGUAACAUCUUUUCGGUUGGCGGCUUCGUGCUUCAAACGCUGGGAAUCUCCGAGGGUGCACAACUAAUCAGCUAUCUCAAACGCGGCAUUGAAGACCACAAACACGACGAAUCGACUCGAAACGAGCGCACGCAAAUAACUUUGCCAGUGCAACUGAGUGUUUGCAUUGGAGCAACCUAAAACCCAGACAUAUUAGCUUUAGGCGCCAAACACGAGCAUGGGAAGCUUUGGCGUUUGCGACAGCUGAUCUGUACUAUACAUCGUUUGCGCGCGCGUCCGAGGUAAGACUCCAGAUCCUUGGCGCUUUGCAUGUUUCACUUUGUUGCAUCUGUUUAUGUGGGCGCGGUGGGCUAGCGGUGGCCGCUGGGUGAUCUUACAAUCUAUGACCCAAUGCUGCACGAAAUUAUCCUCCCGUCCGAGGUUGUUGGGUUACACCUGGAUGUGGCUAACUUGACUGGCAAUUGCCCUUCGGUAGAAGCUGGCUCGAUCGCAUUGUGGAUGGCUUCCUCCGAGGUAGACCAGAAGGCCUUGGGCAACUUUGCGGCCAUCACGAGCCUCGAGCAUCCGUUUCUGUCCGCAAUGCUCUACAAGAUUCUUGGGCUGUCGGUUAUGCUAUCCAAGAAACUUCUCCGUGCACGACGGCUGCGACGCCUGGAUCCCACCCGAGAAACCAAAUCCCUUCAUCUUUAUUAUCAUAUUAUAUGGCUUUCCCGUGAGGGCCUCCUGAUUUUGGAAGAGGUUGUUCUUCCGAUGGUUGAGGAAUAUAUGGAACUGAAGAUUCUCGCCUACAAACUGCGAGCCUCUUUCUACCACAUAUUCGUUCUGUUCCAUAACCAGCCUGCUGUCCACUCGCCGGGCAUUGUUAGUCUCCCGAGCAGCACACCCGUGUCAAAUGGCAUUACCGAAGCGGAGUCCCCCAAGGAUUCCAGUUCGAGAUUCUCAUUCCAAGCAAAGCCUGAUGUGAUAACGGUAUCCGGGAAGCCCAGUUCGGAUGAUGCGCCACGAGCCAAGGUUACGCAGGCGCCCCCGGGCUUUGCCCCGGUUCAACCCCCCAAAUCGAUCUCUGCUUUUCUUCUCCCUGCUCUCGAUUACACACCCACGGCUACCGCAUGUUUCAACCAUGCUGCUGCCUUGGCUGAGCGGUUUCUCCCGGGAUCUCAUCCACUUCGUCUCUCCAUCAAGCUCGAAUUUGCCGCCUACCUCUACGAUUGCCUGCACGAUGCCAACGCCUGUCGACGAUUGGCCAAGCAAGCCAUUGCCGAUGUAUACAACGCGCAAGAGGGUAUGGACGACGAGAGCUUUGAAGAUGCAGCCGAGAUCGUGGGGAUCUUGGGCAAGAUGGUGAAGCGGGGUAGGAAAACGAGCACUGCGGGAGGUAGUACCCUGGACGGGCGCAGUGAAGGCAGUCAGACACCGUCCUCUCGAACGACGCUGAAGAAGCCCGCCCCACGAGUGCCUCCAAACACCUCGCCCACACGCACGGCCUGGCCGACGGGCGGGGAAGUGGCUCCGGCUGUUCCUGAUCCUACCAUGAUGAACCCCAUUUGAGAUCUACCUUUACGACUGUAUAUUCUUCUGACGGUGUCUGUACUUUAGUCGACUUCUGUAUUAUCCUGUAUCGGUGUUGAGGCGAUAGACUUGGCAAUUGGGCAUGUGGAUAGUAUGAGCGAUGAGGCGACGUGUAGAUACUACGAUGUAGAUAGAGAUGUAACUGGCUGAUGUCAUGAACCCCACCGGAGGGUACUGCAGUCUACAAUUGUAUGUCUCUGCCAAU
This is a messenger RNA of Aspergillus ibericus CBS 121593, 1794 nucleotides long. It is a transcript of the gene erg27, whose product is annotated as protein erg27. NCBI's taxonomy places the organism in Eukaryota, Fungi, Ascomycota, Eurotiomycetes, Eurotiales, Aspergillaceae. Gene Ontology annotation, biological process: signal transduction. Gene Ontology annotation, cellular component: cytoplasm. The transcript has a single exon. The coding region runs from base 411 to 1568 and encodes 385 amino acids. The record is from RefSeq and is a predicted model, not a curated record.